CUCUCUCCCCUUCUCUCUCUCUCUCUCUCUCUCCUCUCUCCCCUAUGGCGACCCACAACGAGCCCAUCUACGGACUUUCAGAAGAUGAAGAAGAAUCCCGUAUUCUCCGAGUCAAGGUCAUUUCAGGCAUUGAUCUGGCGAGGAAGGACAUCUUUGGAGCCAGUGAUCCUUAUGUGAAGCUAUCGUUGUAUGUGGCUGACGAGAACCGAGAAUUGGGGUUGAUUCAGACCAAAACUAUAAAAAAGACACUGAAUCCAAAAUGGAAUGAAGAAUUUUAUUUCCGGGUCAAUCCCCAGAACCACAGAUUGCAGUUCGAAGUGUUUGAUGAAAACCGACUGACGAGAGAUGAUUUCCUGGGACAAGUUGACGUACCUCUUAACCAUUUACCGGCAGAAAAUCCUGCCUUGGAAAGACCGUACACUUUCAAGGACUUCCUGCUUAGGCCAAGGAGAAGGCGUGUUGACUCCCGUUUCACAAGAUCACAAGAGAGUCACAAAUCCCGGGUAAAAGGGUUUCUGCGAUUGAAAAUGGCUUACCUGCCCAAGAAUGGUGGUCAAGAAGAAGAAACUCCCGAACAGAGAGAAGAGUCUGAGCGCGUCUGGGACCUGGUGGAUCCCAAUGACUCAAGUUCCCAGCGAGAGCAGCACUCGCCACCUUUACCGCCCGGUUGGGAAGAGAAGACCGACAACCUGGGCCGAACCUACUAUGUGAACCACAACCACAGGUCCACGCAGUGGCAGCGACCGAGUCUUAUAGACGUUGAAAAUGAGUCGGACAGUAACAUUCGUCAGAUACAGCAAGAAGCUCACAGAGUCUUCCGGUCUCGUAGACACAUCAGCGAAGAUCUGGAACCCUCAGAAAACCGAGACAACAGCGACCUUUGGGAGACCAUCUCUGAGGAGGCCAGUCUGAGUGGAGAGCCACUAUUUCUGCCCCUCCCGGAAUCGCCAACAGACGAACCUCUGACCAGCCCCCCCGACAUCUCCGACGAGCUUAAUGUGAGACUACAAGUGGCUGCGGAAUCCAACGGGGAGCCGACGAGCCCGCUUGGCGACGAACCUCUGGCAAGGUUGCGCUCCGCUAGCGUGACAGAUGGCAUGGGAGAGCCGCCUGCAGCCGCCAUGCAGACCAGCCCACCUCCAAGACCUCGUUCUUCAACUGUUACAGGUGGUGAACAAUCAAAUGAACUGACGCAGUCAUCAGCAGCCUACGAGCUCACAACCCCUGGCUUACCACCGGGGUGGGAAGAGAGGAAAGACACAAAGGGACGUUCCUAUUAUGUAAACCAUAACAGCAGAACUACCACUUGGACACGGCCGAUUGUACAGCAUGCAGAUGAUGGUGCUCCGGUUCCCACAGCCAACAGCAGCCACUUAAGUGAGCCUCAGAUAAGGCGUCCUCGCAGUCUCAGCUCACCCACAGUAACUUUGUCAACCCCGAUUGAGGGCGCGAGAGAUUCUCCUCUGCGCAGACCUCCGAAGGACACCUUCUCCACCCCUCAGUCCCCGCAGCUUUCACCCUACAAUUCACCAAAGCCCCUGAACAAGGCUUCACAGAGCUUCCUGCCUCCUGGCUGGGAAAUGCGCAUUGCUCCCAAUGGCCGCCCGUUCUUUAUCGACCACAAUACAAGAACAACGACAUGGGAGGACCCGCGGCUGAAAUACCCGGUGCAUUUAAGAACGAAAGCAGCUCUGGAUCCGAACGAUCUCGGCCCCCUCCUCCCUGGCUGGGAGGAGAGGGUUCAUUUAGAUGGAAGGUCGUUCUUCAUAGACCACAAUACCAAAAUCACUCAAUGGGAGGACCCAAGACUACAAAACCCAGCUAUCACUGGGCCGGCUGUGCCGUAUUCCAGAGAAUUUAAGCAAAAGUAUGACUACUUUCGGAAGAAACUGAAGAAACCUGCUGACAUACCCAACAGAUUUGAAAUGAAGUUACACCGAGGCAACAUCCUAGAGGAGUCGUACAGGCGGAUCAUGUCCUUAAAGCGGCCCGACGUGCUCAAGGCCAGACUUUGGAUAGAGUUUGAGUCAGAGAAGGGGCUCGAUUACGGAGGCGUCGCAAGAGAAUGGUUCUUCCUUCUAUCCAAAGAAAUGUUCAAUCCUUACUAUGGGCUCUUUGAAUAUUCAGCCACAGAUAACUACACACUUCAGAUCAACCCAAACUCUGGUCUUUGUAACGAAGAUCAUCUGUCUUACUUCAAGUUCAUCGGGCGAGUGGCUGGGAUGGCAGUACAUCACGGGAAGCUACUUGAUGGUUUCUUCAUCAGACCAUUUUACAAGAUGAUGCUUGGCAAAGCCAUCACUCUGAAAGACAUGGAGUCAGUGGACGGUGAAUAUUUCAAUUCUUUGAGAUGGAUUCUCGAGAAUGACCCAACUGAGCUGGAUCUCAGAUUUUGUAUAGACGAGGAUAAUUUUGGACAGACUUACCAGGUGGACUUGAAACCCAAUGGUUCAGAAAUGGUGGUCACCAAUGAAAACAAGAAGGAGUACAUAGACUUAGUCAUACAGUGGAGAUUUGUAAACCGGGUACAAAAACAGAUGAAUGCCUUUAUGGAGGGUUUCACAGAGCUCAUUCCUAUUGACCUAAUUAAAAUAUUUGAUGAAAACGAGCUGGAGUUGCUGAUGUGCGGCCUCGGCGAUGUAGACGUCAAUGACUGGAGGCAACACACAGUCUACAAGAACGGCUACUGCGCAAAUCACCCAGUCAUUCAGUGGUACUGGAAGGCGGUAUUAUUGAUGGACGCUGAGAAACGUAUCCGAUUACUACAGUUUGUCACUGGAACAUCAAGAGUGCCUAUGAAUGGAUUUGCCGAGCUCUAUGGCUCGAAUGGUCCUCAGCUGUUUACAAUAGAGCAGUGGGGAACUCCAGAGAAGCUGCCGAGGGCUCACACAUGCUUUAACCGACUGGAUUUACCGCCUUAUGAAACAUUUGAAGACUUGAGAGAGAAGCUCCUAAUGGCAGUGGAAAACGCUCAAGGAUUUGAAGGAGUGGAUUAAACAGCAGACGGGUCGAGCGGGGAAUGGCCGUGUCUUUGGUUUGUGUUUUAAAGAUAGGAACUUUACCGGUGAUAUCAUUGCACACUGACAUUGGUACAUGGAACAAAUUCUUCUCUGCCAAUUCUUAUUCCAAAUUUCUGGAAGACUGGAAGAUUGAAGCCUAUAGAUAUUCCUUCUAGACACACGACACAUAAUGAGGAAUGGACUAUGUGUGGACUAGAAGUGUAUUUCAUUAGGACUUAACAAGUGUAUUAAAAUUGUGUCCUUAAACGGCACAACAUAGAUAUUUUACCAACUUUGUAAGGAAGUGAAUGGAACCUCACUUUUACAGGUAUAGUAUUAUCACUUUGUUUACUUAAUUGAAUGCAAAUUAUCAUAUAUAUAGAGAGAGAGUGAGAGACAGAGAGAGAGUCUUGCGUUAUAAUACACAUUUAAAAGGCACGAAUAAAGGUUUGUCUUGUACACCUGCUCGCACACAAACACACCACACACAACUAAACACACUCGUGAACAGCUAUAGUAUUGCAGUGUAUCUGCACUGUGAAAUAUUUCCGUGCCUCUUACGCUCCGGUAUAUAUGAACAAAAAAAGGCAAAGCCAAAUGCGAAUUUUUUAUUAUUAUUGGUAUAAUUUAACACUUUCCUGGAAAUUAUGAAAACUCUUGAGAUGGCUGACAUUUUUCUUUCCUCUUAAUAGAAUUGUUACAAAUGAACUUUGAAGUGUCUCAAAACAAAGAACUUGCAGCAAACGUCUCCUGCUUUGUUUUUUAAGAUGAGUGCGUCAGUUUCCUUUAGCUCAACGAUCGAUUGAUCCACUUGAAUAUAUUAUGAGAAAAAGUCUGUACAGAAAAGUUAGUGUACAUAAAUAAGUAUUUGAGAUGUUUUUUUUCUUUAAAAAUCAAACUACAGUAUAAGCCCUGAAUGUGUGUGUUUUCUGUGAGGAGGAUGCAUUGUCUUGUUAAUGAAUAUCCUUUGAUCUUGUGUUAGAGAGAGAAAUUAGGAGUCCCAUAGCAUUGUGGUUAGAGCGCCAGUCUCGCAAGCGAGAGGACCUGAGUUCGAUUCCCAGGCGGGGCUAACCCUUGGGCAAGUUUCCUCACUCCACACACAUCUGUUCACCUCGCAGUAAGUAGGAACCCGGUUGCUAGUCGAAUCGGAGUAUCACUUUCCGGGAGUAACGAUCCCUAAAUAAUAAAUUUGGUCACUCAAUCCGUGACUGUGUGUGGGACAUUGCUGUGUGCAAUUGGCCACUGCGUAUCUCCCACAAGCUACACAGUCAAUUCACUUUACGGUAUAUUGUGUGAAGCGCUUUGAGGCGUCUUUGAGAUGCGAUAAGACGCUAUCUCGAAUGCUAGGAUUAUUAUUAUUAUAAAAGAGCACUGAGGCGGAAGAGUAACAAACGCUUGUAACAAAACUCUAACUCAGUUCCUUUCGAAUCUACAAUAGCUGAUGUUAUCAACAGCGCUAUGACGGUUAAAGUAACAAAAAAAGUCAAAUGCUCAAACACCUCUACAUCUAACGGCACUUUAUGCAUCACGUUAAGGUCAUAACCGAUCGAUUUGUUGUUUUUUUUAUUGAAUGUGAUCUCACUUUAUACUUGCUGCUGGUAACUGGAUGUGUUUUCCCUCUCUGUAAACCCGGCAAUGAAUGAUGUCAAAAAAAAACUGCAGAUCUGAGCCCAA
Callorhinchus milii (elephant shark) is the source of this 4673-nucleotide messenger RNA. RefSeq names its product NEDD4 like E3 ubiquitin protein ligase (gene nedd4l). The record is from RefSeq and is a predicted model, not a curated record. Bases 45 to 2996 code for a protein of 983 amino acids. The transcript has 32 exons. Lineage: Eukaryota; Metazoa; Chordata; Chondrichthyes; Chimaeriformes; Callorhinchidae. Gene Ontology annotation, molecular function: ubiquitin protein ligase activity; sodium channel inhibitor activity; protein binding. Gene Ontology annotation, biological process: regulation of dendrite morphogenesis; ubiquitin-dependent protein catabolic process.